Glycine soja is the source of this 740-nucleotide messenger RNA. Its product is annotated as polyubiquitin-like. Gene Ontology annotation, cellular component: nucleus; cytoplasm. Gene Ontology annotation, biological process: protein ubiquitination; modification-dependent protein catabolic process. The coding region runs from base 91 to 552 and encodes 153 amino acids. The transcript has 2 exons. The record is from RefSeq and is a predicted model, not a curated record. Lineage: Eukaryota; Viridiplantae; Streptophyta; Magnoliopsida; Fabales; Fabaceae. Gene Ontology annotation, molecular function: protein tag activity; ubiquitin protein ligase binding.
AUGCCUUUCCCUAUUCGAAAUUCUCAAUAUAUAGCAUAGCACAAAUACAUAAUCUCUCAAUUUUUCGAUCUUUUGUAUAUUUCCUCUCAAAUGCAGAUCUUUGUGAAAACUUUGACCGGUAAGACUAUCACCCUUGAGGUGGAGUCUUCUGACAGCAUCGAAAACGUGAAAGCUAAGAUUGAAGAAAAGGAAGGGAUCCCACCUGAUCAGCAGAGGCUUAUCUUUGCCGGGAAACAACUUGAAGAUGGAAGAACCCUUGAAGACUAUGAAAUCCAGAAGGAAUCAACGCUGCACUUGGUGUUGCGGCUUCGUGGUGGCAUGCAAAUUUUUGUCAAGACCUUGACGGGAAAGACCAUAACUUUAGAGGUUGAAGGUUCUGAUACAAUUGAAAAUGUGAAAGCUAAGAUUCAGGAAAAGGAGGGCAUUCCACCGGAUCAGCAGAGGCUUAUUUUUGCUGGGAAGCAAUUGGAAGAUGAGCGUACCUUGGAAGAUUACGAUAUUCAAAAGGAAUCCACCCUGCACCUUGUCCUUCGCCUUCGUGGUGGUUUCUAAGUGUCUGCUAUGUCCAACUAGUUCUCUGACUUGGGUGAUGCACAUUAGAUCAUUUUAAAUAUAUAUCCAUAUAUAGAACAAAUAACUUUGAAUCGAUAGAUAUUAAAUAUAAUGACAACAAGAGAUGGAAAUUGUGUUUAUUACAAGCAAAGAAAGAUGUUUAUAUCCGUAAUCAUAUUAUAAUGUGA